Messenger RNA from Actinia tenebrosa (Australian red waratah sea anemone), 2952 nucleotides. RefSeq lists its product as uncharacterized. Gene Ontology annotation, molecular function: transmembrane transporter activity. The record is from RefSeq and is a predicted model, not a curated record. Gene Ontology annotation, biological process: transmembrane transport. Lineage: Eukaryota; Metazoa; Cnidaria; Anthozoa; Actiniaria; Actiniidae.
GCGUAGUAGUAGUUGUCGCCAAGGUCAUCAUAUGUUUUCAGUGGGGAUUUUCUUAUAAUUAUCCCUGGCAUAUAAAACAUUGACCUAUGGAUAUUCAGAAAGCUUUUUCUCAGAUACUCCUAACUUGUUUUACACGAAUUUAUCCAAUCUAAACUAAUAGUGGUAUUACAUGACAUCGAAUCGUCCAUCUAACUGUCCAGCUUCAAAAUGGCGAACAAAUUGAAGGACAGAAUUUAUGGAACUCUUCGCAGUAUCGUGUAUCCAAAAGGAUCUACAACCUUAAAAUGGAAAGAAUUACUUAUUCUGUUCUUUGCUUUGAUGUCCACUGCCAUGUCUGUUACAAUGCUGUUUCCAUUCCUUCCAGCUAUGGUCAAGCAUUUUGGAAAGACAGAGGAAGAAACAGGUUAUUAUGCAGGUCUUAUCGCUUCUGCUAUGUUUUUUGGAAGAUUUUUAGCAAGCUAUUUCUGGGGAUAUUUGGCAGACAAGUUUGGCCGCCGUCCAAUACUCAUCAUCAGCUUGUUUCUGCUCAGUGUGAGCAUGUUUGCUUUUGGGUUUAGUACAUCUGUUGUCAUGGCAAUGCUUACAAGAUUUGGUGUUGGAUUGUCUAUGGGACUUAUUGGUAUUGCUAAAGCAAUCAUAUCUGAACUGUGUGACCAUACUAAUCAAUCUCUUGGGAUGUCCACAUUAACAAGUGCAUAUUCACUUGGAUUAGUCUUUGGUCCUGCUCUUGGAGGUUUUCUAUCAGAAGUAGGAAGAAAAUACCCUCAUCAGUUUCCAAAAGGUUCAUUCUUUGCACGCUUCCCAUUUUUACUCCCAUGUUUGGUUAACUCUGCGCUUCUUGUCACAUCAAUGAUAAUCAUCUACAUCUGGCUGUCAGAGACGUUGCCUCCAAACACACAAAGGGCGGACUCUACUAAAAAGGAAAAGGUUAAUGAAGAAAGCAAGUCAUUUCUCUUGAAUUCCCUUAAGAAGAAAAGUGAGGUUCUUAGUGUGGAAUCGUGCGAUGAAACAAAAAACAAAACUCCACUCAAUGAGAAAAGCGGAAAUAAAAUGAAGAAUACCGAGUCUGAAGUCUCCGACGAAUGUGACAGAAAAAUGAAGAGCAAAACGUCUGAUGAAGAUAGCAUAGAAACUAAAGAAAUGCCUGCAUUAUCUAACGGACAACACGACGUUAAAGAUGAUAGUCAAAUAUCAAAGUCAUUGGAUACAAAUGAUAAAGAUUUACUUAGCAUUGACGAUCGUAGAAACAGCAAAGAUAGUGAACAAUGUACUGAUAGUGACAUCAGUGUUAAAGAUGACUCAAAGGGAAUAUGUAAGACAGCGAACUGUAUAGAGAAAGAUGAGCCAUCCUCUAGCGAAUGCGAAGUAGAAGCACCGAAUGAUGAACAACAGAAGAUAGGGAAGAAAGAGAACGAGGAAUCAUUAAGAACAGAGACUAAACGUAGUACAGAUUUAUCGCUCAAGACUGAUGAAGAUAAGCAAGAAAUAAAGUCUCGAAAAUGUGAAACGUGUCACACGAAGGACCUCAAAGAAAUGCCUUCCAGCACUAGAGAAAACGCUUCAACUUCAGCUCGUUCGAGUACGAAGGACUCAAAGAUGCUCAGCACCGCUACGAGUGUAAAUUCAGCCACGAAGCGUUCGUGUUGUUCUUGCUGUGGUAGCACUAAAGACAGCAAUUUAUGGAGAAUAUUGAGGAAUUUCAACGCGGUGCUUAUAUUAGCUGUAUACUCACUUUAUUCAUUGUGUGUAAUUGGAAGCGAUGAACUGUUUAAUAUCUGGGGAGCUACAGAUACAAGGCUUGGUGGUUUAGACUUCUCAACCGAUGACUUAGGCACAUCGAUCCUCGUAGUUGGUAUCGUGAUGAUCGUAGUACAACCAAUGAUUCUCCCUAAGCUCGAGAGGAAACUAGGCGCAAUUCUGAAUUUUCAGGUUUGCGUGAUGAUCGUUAUAUUCUGUAUUGUUACUCUACCUGCUCUGCGAAUAUUAGUGAAAAGCCCGUCAGUUUUGUGGCCUGUUCUACUAAUACAUUUAUCUGUCAUGCGCAUAUCAGUCAGUGGUGCGUUCUUAUCUUGCUUCUUACUCGUGAACAACUCCGUUAGGCAAGACCUUCUCUGCAGUGUCAAUGGAUUGGGAGUAUCUCUCAGCAGUUUAUUCAGAGCCUUUGCCCCAUCCGUCGGUGGAAGUCUAUUUGCAUGGUCGAUAAGCUCAGGCUACAAGAUUGGGUUCCCAUUCAACAUGAAUCUGGCCUUCAUAUUCUUCGGCUUUGUGUACCUAGUAGCAUCAACUCUGAGCUGUUUUCUUUCUGAUUCGUUGAACAAACCCAAAGGCGUAAAGAACAAGAAACUUGCUUGUAUGUCAUGUGACAAUCUAUUGGAAGCUAAAACCUGAUUGGUUAAAGACUACUCUCACUCGACCCAGACCACUUUGAUAUUUAUUUACAGAGAGCGGCUUGGGAACUAGAUUGGAUCAGUGGUGGUUUGGGGUAGCUUUCAAAUGAUUGAAAUCUACUGAACAAAUUAGAGCACAAAGAUAACUGCUCAGGUUAGUAACUAUAGUAGCAUUACAGAUCCGUGUCGUAAGUACGCUGUUUCACUUUUGUGCCAAAUCAUCUGCUUUCAUCAACUUUAACUUUUUGUGUGUUGGUUUUCUUUUCUAUGGCGCCGGCCAUAUUGGAAAUUAUCUUAAAUAAUUAGUUUACUUUUGAGGGGAAAAGAAUCCUCGUACACAAGGUAGAAUGCCGGGUACAGUGCCCGGUAAAGGUCUUCUUUGGUCUUCGUACGCUAACAAAAGUUCCACCUUUCCUUAUUAUCUUAAAUAAUUAGUUUACUUUUGAGGGGAAAAGAAUCCUCGUACACAAGGUAGAAUGCCGGGUACAGUGCCUGGUAAAGGUCUUCUUUGGUCUUCGUACGCUAACAAAAGUUCCACCUUUCCUUAUAUUCCUUAAACAUGCUU